This is a messenger RNA of Magallana angulata, 583 nucleotides long. RefSeq names its product Kv channel-interacting protein 4-like. The record is from RefSeq and is a predicted model, not a curated record. The transcript is spliced from 6 exons. Lineage: Eukaryota; Metazoa; Mollusca; Bivalvia; Ostreida; Ostreidae. Gene Ontology annotation, molecular function: calcium ion binding. Bases 104 to 550 code for a protein of 148 amino acids.
AUGACCCGACUUCAUGUGCUUGGGGUCAGGGGGCGAGGCCUUUCUAAGAUAAGACAGCGCUGGUACGUACUCAGUCGGUCUCAUCGCUAGCAGGGAUAUCAUCAUGAACAAGUUUGUCAUUUUUGCCUUUUUGGUCGGAGGUGUGAUGUGUCAGAAUGACGGCUCCACUCUUCUACACAACUUGUUUAACCAAAUGGACAUUGAUUUGAAUGGAUUUUUAUCAAUGACGGAGGCUGAGGCGGUUUUAAAAGCGAUGGACGCCAACGGAGAUGGCUUGGUGACGGAGAAAGAGUUCUACUUUGGUCUGGUGGCCGCCGCCCCCACACUCUGGCAGUGUGGCAAGAAUUUCUUUGACGCCCUCGAUGUGGACCACGUGAACCUCAUCAAAGAGAACCACAUUAAAACUAUCUAUAGCGACAUGGACAAAAACGCCAAUGGAAUCGUGAGCGAGGAUGAAUUCACAAAUUUUAUUAUUCAGCUGGAAAACAACUGCCGUGUCAACGGAAAGAUCAGUCAGUCCCAGAGAGCUGCCAGGAACCUCCGCCGAUAGAUGGGACACGUCAAAUAAACUCUAAUAAACCCG